GAUUCAACGUGUUUUGCGAAAUUGUGAUGUCUGGGAAGGAAGAUAAUCGAAUAUUUGUUGGAGGAUUGUCUUGGGACGUUACGGAACGUCAACUUGAGCAUGCCUUUGAUCGUUACGGCAAAAUUCUUGAAUGCCAGGCGCAAAAGAGUUGCCAUCUUAUGAACUGACAACGAAUUUGGUGAGGUGUUAUUUCUCGUGGUCUGGAAAUAUGGAAUGGUUCAGAUACAUCAUGCAAAGUGUAUAGAUAGGAUGGCGUUCGCUGGCUGUAAUUGUGUGGUACUCGGUAGAUCAGUUAAAGUAAUUUGUUUAAUGAGUUCAAGAAGUCUUGCAUAUUUGCUUCAGUUGAGAAAUCCAAUCUUGCUGCACCUUUGUCAAUGUAGGAUACUUUCUCGGUGCAAUGCAAAUCCCUGUUGUUUGGACAUUUUGUGUCUGGUUGAUGCCUUCACUCUUGUUUCAUAUGCUUUAUGUACUUUCUGCUACCCAUAGCAGGUGGGUCAUACCCACCAUACACCACCAACAUGUUCUGCAUUGUUACAGGUCCUGUGAGUACUGUUGAGCUCAAAUUUUUCAAAUCCAAAGCAUGGGCAUCAUAGACAAUUACUGCUCAGAUAGUGGGUUCAAUUCUUUGUACUGAGAUACGGUAUCUCACCAGUUGUUCUACCUAUUAUAGCUACUAUUGAAGGCCAGAUGUAUUUUUUUUAUUUAGUCAUCGCUUUCUACAUCGGAGUAGAGUUGUUUGGUUGGAAAGGUUUGCUUUGGGUUUGAAUGAUUUUGCUUUUAUCAGUGUAGAUUUUUAAUAAAGAGUCCAUAUGUGCACGAGAAUUGUUUUCUGCUAAAGUUCUGUUGUGUUCAAUAAGUCAGCUAAGGGGCGGCAGAGUUACAUAGAAUGCUAGACAUAUAAGGUUGAGUAUAUUUUGCUUCUCGUGAGGAGAAUAAUCACAGAAGGUGCUGCUGUGCUUAAGAAGUUAAAGCAUGAUCUCCACGAGGAGAGAUGUCAAAGCCAUGCCUAUAACUUUUGAGUAUUUUGGAAAAAAAAUUGUUGCCAUAUAGAUUUUGUUUUGAAGAGCAAUCCUGUCAUACACAGCAUAAAAUUGGAACUGCAACCGAGUGAUCUGGUGACCACUGAAGUGAAAGCAACUCACGGGAUUUUCGUCAUAUACUAUUCAUUUGUGGUUGCAUAUUGUUGUAGUGUUAGUUCUUCUGAUUGAGAAAUUAAUAGUUUCGAACAUAAUACAGUGCUUUUUAUCAAGUAAGUCAGAUGCUAAGGUUAUGUUUGGGGGAUUAGAUUGUUUAAUGUUAAAUCAUGAAGUCAUGAACCAGAAUGCAACAAGCUGAUAUUCUUGCUCAGAUUGUGGGAAUGAUUUUUUUAAGAGAUAUUUGUUGUCAAAUAUGGGCUUGGGUUUCCUCUGAAUGACUUAUCUAAUGAAUACCAUUCUGGUGCUAUGACAUCAGAACACCGAAAUCAUGAUGGAGAGGGAUACAGGACGUCCACGUGGAUUUGGGUUUAUUACAUUUGCAGACCGUCGCGGAAUGGAGGAUGCAAUCAAGGAAAUGGAUGGACGAGAAAUUGGUGAUCGCAUCAUCUCAGUCAACAAGGCACAGCCCCGGAUGGGAGGUGAUGAUGCAGACCAAGGUUACAGAGGUGGCUACUCAUCAGGUGGUAGAGGAAGCUAUGGGGCUGGAGAUAGGGUAGGACAGGAUGACUGUUUCAAAUGUGGGCGUCCAGGGCAUUGGGCCCGAGAUUGUCCUUUGGCAGGAGGUGGAGGUGGUCGUGGUCGGGGUGGUGGUUCAUUUUCUUCACGCCCUAGGUUUGGAGGUGCUGGUGGACACGGGGAUCGCCUUGGCGAGCGAUACAUUGAUGAUCGUAAUGAUGGAGGACGUUAUGCGGAUAGGGACCGUUUAGACAGCCGAGACUACAAAUAUAGUGGCCGCGAUCGCUAUGCUGGUGACAGGUAUACAACUAGUGGCGAUCGAUUUGCAAGUGAUCGAUAUGGCAGUGGCUCAGACUACCCACAAAAUGGUUAUGGGAAGGAAAGAGGCUACGACCGUUACAGCGGUGCUCGUGGAGGAGCUGAUAGAUAUGGAAGUGGAAUGCCAGCCCGUGAUGAAGGAAGGAAUUAUAGGGGUAGGGCUGGUCCUUAUGACCGCCCAAGCAGGACUGCUCGUCCAUCAUCAUUUGACCGUUACUGAUUUCUAUUGUUGCAUUUUUUUUUUUUCAGUGAGAAAUUCAAAUGCAGAAGCAACAUUAGGGGUUGUAGUUGUUGGUUAUGUAGGAACUCCUAGUUUCAGACAGAGCUGUUGGUUUGUAGUUUCUUAGAUUUUGGGUUUGAUAAUUUGUUUCUUUAUUCAGAUCCUGCGACUCGUUACCGAGUUAUUUUCCCUCGUUUGUUUGACCGCUUAGACCUGACUUUCCUUUCAAUUGCAAUUAAAAAUAGUUUAUGGUUGUUUUGCAGCA
Cicer arietinum (chickpea) is the source of this 2455-nucleotide messenger RNA. RefSeq names its product glycine-rich RNA-binding protein RZ1C. Gene Ontology annotation, cellular component: nucleus. The record is from RefSeq and is a predicted model, not a curated record. Gene Ontology annotation, molecular function: mRNA binding; zinc ion binding. Lineage: Eukaryota; Viridiplantae; Streptophyta; Magnoliopsida; Fabales; Fabaceae.